UGGGUGUGUCUCUCUCUCUCACAGACACACACACGCACGCACGCACGCACGCACGCGCACACACACACACACGCACACGCACGCGCGCACACACACACACACACACACACACACAAUGAAAGAGGAAGUAAAGUAGGCGCAGCAAAGAGGAAGAAAGAAGUAUCAUCAGUAUUUCUGCUCAUAUGACGUGUGUUUAAACUGUAAUGAUGGCGAGACUGAGCGAACACGGGAUCCGUCUCAGCUCUAUGAGCCCGUCGUACCUGGAGAGCAACUCCACCAGUCACACGUGGCCCUUCAGUGCUGUCGCAGAACUCAUAGAUAAUGCGUCUGACCCUGGCGUAACAGCCAAGAACAUUUGGAUAGAUGUGGUUUCGGUCAGAGACCAGUUGUGUCUCAGUUUUAUGGACAACGGCAGCGGUAUGACGCCUAACAAGCUUCACAAAAUGCUCAGUUUUGGGUUCACAGAAAAGGGUUCUGGUAAAAGCAGUCAUCAGCCCAUCGGCGUGUACGGUAACGGGUUUAAGUCGGGUUCGAUGCGUCUAGGUCGUGACGCUCUGAUCUUCACCAAGAACGGUGGCUGUCAGAGCGUCGGUAUGCUGUCUCAAAGCUUCCUGCAGGCCAUCAAAGCUCAAGCUGUGAUCGUGCCCAUCGCCCCAUUCAACCAACAGACCAAGGCUCUCGUGGUUACAGAAGAUUCAGAGGCGAGUUUGAGAGCCAUCCUGACACAUUCUCUCUUUCAGAGUGUAUCUGAGUUACAGGAGCAGCUGGACUCCAUACAGGGCAAGAAAGGCACCAAGAUCCUCAUCUGGAACAUUCGCAGAAAUAAAGAUGGAAAGCCGGAGUUUGAUUUUGACACAGAUGCUGAGGACAUCCGUCUGCCAGAGAUCCGAUCAGAGGAGGCUCACGGAAAACUGAGGAGAGAUUAUUACAAACAUCGCAGAGACAAUCAUGUUCCUGAGAUGGAGUAUUCUCUCCGAGCUUAUCUCAGUAUCCUGUACCUGAAGCCCAGGAUUCAAAUCAUUCUGCGACAGAAGAAAGUUCAGACUAAACUGGUCGCUAAGAGUCUGUCCAUGAUUGAGAACGACGUCUAUAAACCUCAUUUCAUCAACGAGCGAGUGAAAAUCACGUUUGGAUUCAACCUGAAAAACAAGGAGCACUUUGGCAUCAUGAUGUACCACAAAAACAGACUCAUAAAGGCUUAUGAGAAAGUCGGCUGUCAAAUUAAGUCAUCAGGUCAAAGGUCAGGGGUCGGGGUCAUUGGAGUGAUUGAGUGCAACUUCCUGAAGCCUGCUCAUAACAAGCAGGAUUUUGAGUACACCAAAGAGUACAGACUGACUCUAUCCGCACUUGGUCUCAAACUAAACGACUACUGGCGUGAAAAGAAGGAAAAGAAAGCAAAAGAGAGAGCGUUUCAGGCCUUUGAGAGAAAAAACAAGGAGGGUGACACUGAGGAAGAGGAGGAAGAAGAAGAAGAAGAAGAAGAGGAGGAGGAAGAAGAAGAGGAGGAAAUUGACGUGUCAUGGAUUCAAUGUGAAGAGUGUUUGAAAUGGAGAGGAGUCGCCACACACCUGUUCGCUGGAAAGGUACCCGAUCCGUUCAGGUGCAGCAUGCAUCCAAUAGCACGCUUACGGAGCUGUUUGUUGCCAGAGGACACAGAAGAGAACGCUGAUGUCACACCCAGCUAUGAAAAAACGAUCAAAAAACAGGAAAACGCCUCCGUUAAGAGAAGAGGAAGAUCCUUGGAGAUGAGUAAAAGCCCAGCGCGUCCGCUUUGUAGAGGACUAUCUGAUCCUGCAUCAGAGACCAAACAGGAUGAAGUCGCGGUUACCAUGGCGAUAGAUACACCGGCUACAGAUGAUGAUGGAGUCAAAGUUGCCACCACUGAAGAGGAAGAGUCCUCACCCUCUCCGAGAAAAAGAAGAAAGGAAACAUGUCCACAUGUGGAAAAGGCCAAAAAGUCGGCAAAUGGUGCUGGAACUCCAGAACUCCCCCUUGAGGGAGACACAGAGAAAACACACAAACUGCAUGAACCGGAAACAAAUAGCACCACAACGCCACCUGGAGAUUCGGUGGCCCAGGAGUAUAUUAUUCAGCCAGAGGCCUCAGUACUUGAGAGUCCCGUGGAGUCGCAGAUUUCCCAGGGGCCAUCGCAGCCUAAAGAUCAGCCCAGAAUCCCCCUUCACCCUCUCUCGCCCCACACCUCCAUGACCAUGGCUCAGACCGUUGUCGUCACCCCUCUGAGCCGCACAGGAUUUCAGCCCGUUUCACCAUUGCCGACGGAUGGCUCGGACCGCACGGCUCUGACACACAGACUCGCUCAACUCGAGCGGGAAGCCAAGCGCUUAAAAAGAAUCCUAGGUGUCCGUGAGCCGGUGACGGAGGUUGCCUUGGUAACGGAGGGAGAAGGGGCCGGGCCAUCUGAUGCCACCACAAACGAGGAGCGACUUGCGCAGAAUGGCGAUUCGGUGUCAUGUGAUCAAAAUGCAGAAAGAUCGACCCCCGUGCCAAAUGAGUCUAUGGGGGAGGAGCUCUCAGUUUGUCAGAAAUCAGAGGAGCAGGCAAACAGGCCCCCUCUGCAGGAAAGCAGUACUCCACCUGUCCAAACGAGUCCUAAAGACGAGCUCUACUGGAGUAAGACGUUAGCGAAACUCCAGAGUGAGAACCAGGCGUUAGCAGAAGAUCUGAACAAGCUGAAAACUGAGAGAGACCAACUACUGAUCCAACAGAGAGAAACUGAGAGAGAUGCACAUGAGAGGAGAGACCAGAGCACCAACACACCCAGUAACACUUAUAACAGCAGUGUCUCAUUGGAAAGGUUGCGAUCCAUCCGUAAGAAUGUGGUUGCAUUGCUGUCCUCUAUCCUGCCAAACCUGGAUAUGCAGGGCAUCAGCUAUGACACCAUUGACGUUGACAGCAUCCUACAACAGAUCAUCCAAGCCAAUAACCUCUGAUCCUGGAACAGUGAUUACAGAAGGGCCAAUCACUAACGGCUGCCUUAUAACAGAUGCCAUAAAGAAUUUGGGAUCAAAACGAGGAUGUCUACAGUGCCUAUAAUCCACAAUCUGGUGACUGAAUCUCACAAAAGAUGAAGAACAAGUCUUGGUCAUAUUUCACCUGAAAAAAUAAUAUUUGCAUUGAUUUGUAUGCCAAUUAACCACAUUCUGUCCUCCCAAAUGCUUACUACUGCAAUAGAAAAAUCUCUCUUUGUCAUUAAUAUAAUGGGAAAGAAAUACAUUUCAGUUGUAAAUUAUAUGUGCAUCAUGCUAGUAUUUGUUAUACCGUUUUAAUUGUAUUUCAGUCCUUUAUAUAAAUAACUAUUAUCGUAAGGAGAAUUUAAUGAGAAUCUUGAUUGAUGGGACUUACAACAACAAUAACAACAACAACAACAAAAAGAAAGGGCCAUAUGCAUUAUAGUAAUGAGAAUUUUGGGGAGAAAUGUGCUUAUUUGUCAUGAAAAUCUCAAAAUGAAAAUUCUUCAUAGUUCUAAACAGUCUCUUAUUUUCUUAAUGCAAAAUAUAAUUUCUUAUUUUUUAUUAUGUAGUGAAGUAUCAGGGAAUAAAAAGCAUGAUAAUGAUGUUACUGGAGCAUUGCCGCUGACACAAACAGCAUCACAAUACAAACUAUACAUUUAAAGUGUGUUUCAUAUGGCAGGUUAAAGCUUCUUUUCACACAAAAACACAUGCACUCACUAUCUAUUUUAAAACUAAUGAGACCUCUGUGGUUUUACAGCAACAUUAAUAGACAUUCAUAUGCAUGAGUACCAGGCACUGUGACCUAAAGGAACAUGUUUUAUGCCUGUGACAUUCAUGCACCUAUUGUUCCUAAAUCGAUGCAUGCAUGCAUGCACCUAUUGUUCCUAAUACAUGCAGCGUUCCUAAUGCAUGCAUAAAUGCAUGCAUGCAUCUAUUGUUCCUAAUGCAUGCAUUGAUGCAUGCAUGCAUAUAUUGUUCCUAACGCAUGCAUUGAUGCAUGCAUGCAUAUAUUGUUCCUAACGCAUGCAUAUAUUGUUCCUAAAUCGAUGCAAGCAUGCAUCUAUUGUUCCCAAGUCGAUGCAUGCAUGCAUCUAUUGUUCCUAAAUCAAUGCAUGCAUGCACCUAUUGUUCCUAAUACAUGCAGCGUUCCCAAUGCAUGCAUAAAUGCAUGCAUCUAUUGUUCCUAAUGCAUGCAUUGAUGCAUGCAUGCAUAUAUUGUUCCUAAUGCAUGCAUUGAUGCAUGCAUGCAUAUAUUGUUUCUAACGCAUGCAUUGAUGCAUGCAUGCAUAUAUUGUUUCUAACGCAUGCAUCUAUUGUUCCUAAAUCGAUGCAAGCAUGCAUCUAUUGUUCCCAAGUUGAUGCAUGCAUGCAUCUAUUGUUCCUAAAUUCAUGCAUGCAUGCAUCUCUCUCUCUCACACACACAGUCUCCAAGUUAAACAACAUUCACAAUCACGUUGUCACCAACAGGUCAUAAGAAUUUGCCGUUAGUCACCUGAAGCUCUGCUGAUGCUCAAAUAUGAAUCUAUAAGCAGGUUUUGUUUGUACAUAUUUAAACUGGUUCUUUAUAUCAUUAAGAGCUUAUAAAGCAAAACUAAUUGUCUAGAAUUACCAAUUUUUUGGGUCUUAUUUUCUAACAGAUCUUAAACUUUAACAUGCAUCGCAUUUUUAUUUCACAAAUUUUUUAUUUGUCGUAAUAAAGGCCAUCAGUGCUG
Molecule: messenger RNA, 4684 nt
Organism: Xyrauchen texanus (razorback sucker)
Lineage: Eukaryota; Metazoa; Chordata; Actinopteri; Cypriniformes; Catostomidae
Product: MORC family CW-type zinc finger protein 3-like
Exons: 17
Coding region: 204-2951 (915 amino acids)
Cellular component (GO): nucleoplasm; nucleus
Molecular function (GO): zinc ion binding; ATP hydrolysis activity
Source: RefSeq, a predicted model, not a curated record